AUGAAGCUGCGAGUCCAGCUGCAGUGCAAGAAUUUGCAUGAAUACCUCAGAGAGUUGAGUCCAGAGAUUUUAGACCGACUAUACAAUCAUCCAGCAACAUGUUUGGCAGUCUACAGGGAGCUUCCGUCCUUUGCCAAAAACUAUGUGAUGCGGAUGCUGUUCCUAGAUCAACCUCUUCCACAGGCAGCGGUGGCAUUAUGGGUGAAUAAAGAAAGUCAGAAGGAUCACGAUGACUGCGUGUCGGUGCUGGCAGGACUCAGACUUUGGCACAGUCAGCAACUGCAAGGCGGUCUGCAGGGAUACAUCCUUAAUCCGGUGUUCAAAGACAACCUGAGGAUCGCGCUCCUCGGCGGGGGCCGAGCGUGGGCGGACGAAGGCAGCAGUCUGGGCCCCGAUCGGCACGCGCGCGAUAUAGAGAGUUUGGACCGUUACGCCAUGGAGCGCUGGGAGGUGAUCCUGCACUUCAUGGUGGGUUCUCCGAGUGCUGCUGUCAGUCAGGACUUGGCUCAGCUGCUGACUCAAGCGGGCCUCAUGAAAAGUGAGGCAGGGGAGGCCCCCUCCAUCACCUCUGCUGGCUUUCAAUUCCUUCUGCUGGACACGGCCUCUCAACUGUGGUAUUUCACCCUGCAGUACCUUAAAACUGCUCAGUCAAGAGGGAUGGGCCUGGUGGAGAUAUUGUCAUUUCUGUUCCAGCUCAGUUUCUCAACAUUGGGCAGAGAUUACUCGGUGGAGGGCAUGAGCGAGUCGUUGCUCACAUUUCUGCAGCACCUUCGGGAAUUUGGACUGGUCUUUCAGAGGAAGCGAAAGUCAAGGCGCUACUAUCCCACCAGAUUGGCCAUCAGUCUGGCAGCGGGAGUCACGAGCAACUCUUCUUCCCUUUCCUCGGGCUCCGCUCCUGGUACCGGAGACACAGGCUUCAUUGUGGUUGAAACCAAUUACCGCAUCUACGCCUACACCAGCUCGGAGCUCCAGAUUUCUCUUGUAGCGCUCUUCAGUGAAAUGUUGUAUCGCUUCCCUAAUGUGGUGGUGGCUCAGGUGACAAGAGAGUCUGUGCAACAGGCCAUUGCAAACGGCAUCACGGCGCAACAGAUCAUCCACUUUCUAAGAACCAGAGCGCACCCUAUCAUGCUGACGCAGACACCAGUGCUUCCUCCGACCAUAACGGAUCAGAUCCGACUUUGGGAGCUCGAGAGAGAUAGACUGCAAUUCACUGAGGGUGUGCUCUACAACCAGUUUCUCUCCCAGGCUGAUUUUGAGGUGCUACGAGACAGAGCUCAGGGUCUGGAUUGUCUGGUGUGGCAAGACGUAUCUCACAGGGUGAUGGUAGUGACACCGCACGGACACAGUGAGGUCAAGAGAUUCUGGAAACAACAGAAGUCCCACCCGUGA
Molecule: messenger RNA, 1389 nt
Organism: Nerophis lumbriciformis (worm pipefish)
Lineage: Eukaryota; Metazoa; Chordata; Actinopteri; Syngnathiformes; Syngnathidae
Source: RefSeq, a predicted model, not a curated record